UUGAGGACUUCCUCCCGGCAUGACAUCCUGGAGGCCUGCACCUUUCAGCGUAUGCGCCUGAAAAACGACAUAAAGCAGCUCUUGAUCAGAACAAAUAGAAACAUGGAAGUAAAGGCAGCAUGACGUGACGCGUUGAGAAGAGCUGCAAAAAAGAAGAAGAAAAGUUAGCACAGGAAGUAGGAAGUGUGAUCUGCGUUAUCACCAAUUUGUGUGCAUGUGUGUUUUGUGUGUGUGUGUGGGUGUGUGUGUGUGUGUGUAUGUGUGGGUGAGCUGAGCCGCUGACCUGUGCUCAAGGAUAAUGUCUCUGAAACUACCUCGCAACUGGGACUUCAGCACCUUCAAGGCUGAGACCUCUCGAAUAGCGCGAUCCAAGAGUGUGAUGCCUGGAGAGGGAGGCUCCAGCCCGGGCUCGCCGCGCUCCCACAGGUCCAUGGAGAGGCCCAUGAAGACGGGCUGGCUGAAGAAACAACAGAGGUCUUUGGUGAAGAACUGGCAGCAGCGCUACUUCGUCCUGAGAGGAAGCACCCUGACCUACCACAAGGAUGACAAGGAGACCACGGUGCAGGGCGUGAUCCAGCUGCGCGGCAGUAAGGUCAACGAACUCCCGUCCAGCUCAGAUGACCCUGGGAAAUAUCUCUUUGAGAUUGUACCACGUGCAACUAAAGACAGAGAGCGAUGUCCGUAUGUGUUGAUGGCAAACUCCCAGAGUGAUUGUGAAGACUGGGUCCGCACCCUGCGCAGAAUGAUCGGGGUGAACGGAGUGUUUGGAAAGGAUCUGAAAGAGAUCGUGGCGUAUGAGCAGCGCUUGGGACCUCACAUGGUGCCAAUCCUGGUGCAGAAAUGUGUGGAGUUCAUCAAAGAAAACGGCCUGGAUGAAGAGGGCAUCUUCCGCCUCCCCGGUCAGGAGAACGCCGUCAAACAGUUCAGAGACGCCUUUGACGCAGGGGAGAGGCCCUCCUUCCCCAGUGACACGGACGUCCACACGGUGGCGUCGCUGCUCAAACUGUACCUGCGGGAGCUGCCUGAGCCGGUGGUUCCCUGGACUCAGUACCAGGACUUCCUGGACUGCACCAACAUGCUGGACACCAGCAGCUCUGAGGGCUGGGAGAAGCUGGAGAAUCAGAUUGCCCGGCUCCCCAAAGUCAACUACAACCUUCUCAGCUAUGUUUGCCGGUUUCUGUUUGAGGUGCAGAACCACUCCAAGGUGAAUAAGAUGAACGUGGAGAACCUGGCGACUGUGAUGGGAAUCAACCUGCUGAAACCGCAGAUCGAGGACCCCAUCACUGUGAUGAAGGCGACCCCUCAGAUCCAAAAGCUGAUGACGGUGAUGAUCAGACGGCACGAGGCUCUGUUUCCUCUCUCCAAAGACGUGGUUCCCUCUUCUCCUUCAAACAAGGCUGAAAGCCAGAAGAACGCCCCCCGAAGCUUUGUGGGCUGGGAGUCUGCUGAGAUGGUGGAUGCAUCUCUGUCUGAGUCUCCAGAAGAGGAGGAAGACAACGACAGUCCGGGUCUGCACAGAGGACGCUGCGGCCGGCAGACGGCCCCCCAGGAAGCCGCGUCUCCCGGGGAUGACGACAGGCUGGGGAGUCCCCGCAAACGCACACAGACUCUGCCCACCUUCAACUGCCCCCUCACCGGGAUGGCGGCGAAGGCAGAAGCCCUCAACAGGUGGAGCCGCAUCCAGGAGAGCCCCGAGGAAAAGGGGGGGACUUUGUCGGAGGACAUUUUCAAAAUCCUGGACCUGCGGAGUUCAGGAUCGCUUUUCGGGGCCUCGCCGCUGAACAACAAGGAGGCGGAGGAUAGAUCAGUGGCCCGAAGGGGAAGUGACCACACAGGUUUGUCUAGUGCUGAAGCCCCAAAGCCUGAGAGUGAGUCCCGGCCGGCGCAGGGACUGUCCAGAGAAAAGAGCGCGGACACUGUGGCGGUGAGCGGGUCAGUGCAGCAGGUCAACAGCAGGCCAAAGCGGAAGGAGACGCCCCCCCAGCCGUCCAUAGAGAGUUUGCAGCAGCAGAACGAGGAGCUGCACGCCACAGUGGCAGAGCUGCAGGCUGCUCUGGAGGCAGAGCGCCACCGUGUGGCCGCCCUGGAAAUCUGCCUAAAGAAUGCCGAGUGCAGCCGGGACGAGGCCCAGAGACGAAACGAUGAGCUGCAAAGAGACAUUCAGAAGUUUCUCACUGGGAAACAAACUCUUGCCUAAAAAUAAUGUUGUCUAUUUAUGACUGCGAACUUCAGCAGAGCUGAUUUCCCAGGAGGUGCUCGUCCUCGCCCACCCAGUUGUUUCUUUUUGACUUCAGUAUGGUCAAGAAGAUAAAUUAUUGGCUUGUUUGUUUGUGCCCGUGAGAUGUCUGUUCAGAGGAGGUCUGCACUGUUUAAAAGAAAGUACAGCCUUUUUUAGUUUAUUCAAUUUUAUUUUGAUAAGAAUAAGAAUAAGAAUAAGAAUAAGAAUAAUCAUAAUAAUCAUAAUAAUAAUAAUAAGAAUAAUAAUAAGAAAUAAUAGUAAGAAUGAUCUGAUCCUUCCAGGCCUUAAAGUCGGGUAAAUUCAACCUCAGAUGAACAGUAAACAUGACAUAUUUAGCGGUGUCUUCAACCAAAAAUAGGACAAAAUGCAGAAGUUGUAUUAUGGAAAAACAAAGUACACCCCAAGACUGAGCAGCACGUGGAACCACAACCGCACCGAUCUUCUUCCGUCUUGUAUAUCAUCUGUUUCUCGUUCAGUUAUGGAAGGGUUUUGGUUUAAUCUUUCUAUGGAAGCAGUGAGGGUGUACUUCAUUUAACACACGCUUUCUGCAUGUUUGGCUUAGUUAUGUAUGAAACAAAUAAGGAAUUUGUAUAUUAUGUCAUGUGUUACUGUUCCUCUGAUUUAAUUUUAAUCUUAAAACCUGGAAAGAACUGGAUUCUUUCUUUUUAUGAUCUGUUACAUGAAGCCGAGUCUACUGUUGUUUUUUCACAAGGAUGAUAUCUGUGUCCUUUGGAGAUGAGUCGGCUCUUUUGUACGACUUUGUCGCUGUGUAGCUGUUGUACAGGACGUACAGGGAGAAAAGAAGAGCUUCACCUGCAAUGAAUUAACUUUAUUUAAAUGCAGAUGUGAAGUUUAAUGAGAGACAUCUGGACAUGUGAUAGCAGUUAGCACAUGGAGCAAAUACUCAGUGUUGAAUGGAUGUAGUUGGGGGAUAUUUCUUAGGUUCAGUUGUAAAUCAAUAAAACGGCACAAAUGAGACUUUUUUGUGUGCAAAAUAAUGUCAAGUCGUGUUUAUUCAACACCAAAAUUAGCCAAGAUGUUUUUUUUGUUUGUUUGUGUAAAUCAAGGGGCGAUUUAACUGUUUACAUGCAGAAUUAAGGGAAAGGGCUGAAAUUAUGGGACAAAGUGAAAAGAAGACUGAACAUCAGCACUGAUGAGAUAAAUGCUAGGACAAAAAAAGA
This is a messenger RNA of Cololabis saira (Pacific saury), 3420 nucleotides long. It is a transcript of the gene arhgap25, whose product is annotated as Rho GTPase activating protein 25. The coding region runs from base 299 to 2197 and encodes 632 amino acids. Gene Ontology annotation, cellular component: phagocytic cup. The record is from RefSeq and is a predicted model, not a curated record. Gene Ontology annotation, molecular function: GTPase activator activity. The transcript has 11 exons. Lineage: Eukaryota; Metazoa; Chordata; Actinopteri; Beloniformes; Belonidae. Gene Ontology annotation, biological process: phagocytosis, engulfment; actin filament organization; negative regulation of small GTPase mediated signal transduction.